Molecule: messenger RNA, 798 nt
Organism: Bipolaris zeicola 26-R-13
Lineage: Eukaryota; Fungi; Ascomycota; Dothideomycetes; Pleosporales; Pleosporaceae
Exons: 2
Coding region: 1-798 (265 amino acids)
Source: RefSeq, a predicted model, not a curated record
AUGCCGCCCGCCCCACUCGAUGCAUGCAAGCAUACCCCGUACAACGAAUCGAGCGUUCAUGUAACAUAUAUUGUAUUACAUAUCUAUCCCAUCUCACUCGUUCCUGCAGAACCCUCACCCAAGUUCCUUCUCAGAAUUACCAUAACCCUCUCUUUACCCACACACGAAAACCCACACCCCCUCACCCCAAACUGCGCAACCUGUUUCACCCCACACCGCUCGGUGCCCGCGACCAUCCAACCCACCACAUCCACCGGAUCCCGCAUCCAAUCUGAAAUAACCCCGCAAAAAAAAAAGAGAGAUCCACAUACAAAAAAGAUGCUCCAUCUCCUCCGCCCACAAAGCUAUGCCUUCCUCCCACACCUCCACCACCACCGUCACCGCCACCAAUCCACACCAACACCCCCCAUCACCCUACCGCCCCAAAUGUCCCUCUUAGCCAAAACCCUCACUUACGUCCUCGCCUGCAUAACACUCUCCAGCCUCCUCAUAGCCCUCUCUUCCCUCUCAUCUUUCUACACCACACUCUUCACUUGCACCGCACCGCAGCAACUCCACAUGCUCUUCCACGCGAGCGUCGUCGGCGCCACGGUCCUCAUGGCGACGCUGGUCGCUGAUGAUGUCGCUGCCAAGUUGUUGGGACUGCACGGGGUACGGUAUCGCAGUGGAGCGGCGGCGGAUGCGGUGUUGAUGUGCUUGUUUUGGGUGAAUGUGGGGGUUGGGGGAGGGGCUUGGGGGGUGUUGGUUGUGAAGGGGUGGGUUAAGAGGGGGAUUUUGAAUUCGAUUAUCGGGGUUUGA